ACCGUAGCGACAGUCUCGGUGAAAACCCUGCAGACGUAAGACUCUGGACGUCUGCAGAUAAAAACUGAAGUGAGAUGAGAAACAACAGAUGAAGGAAGACGACAAGUCAGAGAGUCAGUCUGGUGGUGAGACAGACAGUCAGUCAGACAGGUGGUAAGACAGACAGUCAGACAGGUGGUGAGACAGGUAGCUGCAGCCAUGAUGAGCAGAAAGACGUGGUUUGACUUUUGGAGCAGAGAAGAUCUGAAGACCAAUCAGAUGAGACUUGAUCCUUCACAACUGAAGCAGUUGCUAGGCGACAGUGCAGUGCGGGCGGAGCUGCACGAUGCCAGGAUGGUCUCUCUGCUGCCCCCUGUUGGGACAGAGAUCUUCAGACGCUUCACACCAGCCUCGUUGGAGGAGCGACUGAAGAGGAAGAAUGAAGAGGUAGAGGAGAAAGACCCACCCAAACCAGCCACUCACCUAGAGGCAGACAAGCCCCUCCCAUUUGUCUAUGGGGACCCACCCCGCAAGCUUCUCAACAGCCCACUGGAGGAGCUGGAUCCUUUCUACCAAUCACAGAAGACGUUCAUCGUGAUCAGUCAAGGAAACGUCCUCCAAAGGUUCAACGCCGAGUCAUCCUGUUUCCUGCUGAGUCCGUUCAGUCUCAUGAGGACCUUCGCCAUCAGGAUCCUCACUCAUUCUUUGCUUCCUUUGUUCGUCCUGUUGACGAUCUUGUCCAACUGUGUCGUCAUGACAAUGAAUGAUCCUCCAGCAUGGACCAACACUGCAGAAUUCCUGUUCUCAGCCGUCUUCGUGUUUGAAGUGGUGGUGAAGAUCGCGUCGAGAGGCGUCUGUAUCGGCACCUUCACGUUCCUCAGAGAUCCGUGGAACUGGCUGGACGUCGCUGUCGUCAUAACAACAUUUCUGACGGCGUCGGUGAAUCUGAGAAAAGCUUCUGUUGUGAGGAUGAUUCCCCGAGUGAUGAAGAUGAUAUCAGUCUACCCAGGUGUGAAGAUGACAGCCGGAGCUCUCGUCCAAUCAGUGAAGAGACUGGCUCAUGUCAUGGUGUUCUCACUGUUCGUCCUCAGUAUCUUGGCCCUGAUUGGUCUGCAGCUCUUCAUGGGAACCCUGAGACAAAAAUGUGUCAUCUGGCCGAUGAGCAACCAGACUUACCCCUUCCACCAGUACAUCAACAGUCCUGAGAAUCUAUACUUCCUCUCUGGUCGUUUGGACCCUUUGCUGUGUGGAAACAGCUCUGAUUCCGGGGCCUGUCCGGAAUGUUUCACGUGUUUGAAGACCGACACUAAUCCAAACUACGGGUUCACCAACUACGACUCGUUUGGUUUCUCUCUGCUCUCUGUCGUCAGACUGAUGGGCAAAGACUUCUGGGAAAACCUAUUUCAGCUGAUGAUGCGAGCUGCUAGUAAAACCUCUGUGAUCGCCUUCGUGCUCGUCGUCUUCUCCGGCUCUUUCUUGCUCGUCAGCCUCCUCCUGGUGGUGGUUGCCAUGGGGUUGGUUGAGCAGGUCGAGGCGACCGUUGCCGAGGACCGACGGAGAGAAGAAGAGUUUGUUCAAAUCCUCGAGGUGAUGAAGAGAAGGGAGGAGGUGAUGAAGAUGAAAGAGGAAGAGAAGGAGCCUGCAGUCUACAGUGUGGAGGACUCUGAGAAACACGAUCCACCACAGCUGAAGAAAUUAACAGAGCUUCAGGAGAACCACAGCUCGUGUCCUCCAUGUUGUUUGUCCGUAGUGACGUGGAACUGUUGUGGCUGUUGGACAAGGCUCAAACUGCGGCUCUGCACCUUCGUCACAAACCCGUUCUUUGACCUCAUCAUCGUCGUCUGCAUCGUGUUCAACUGCCUCUUCCUCGCCAUGGAGCAUUUUCCAAUGACCAUGGAGUUUGAGCAGCUGCUGAAUGUCACAUCCCUGUUUUUCACAGGGAUCUUCACAGCUGAGAUGCUCCUCAGGCUCAUGGCCAUGGACCCAUACCAUUACUUCCGGGUGGGCUGGAAUGUCUUUGACAGCAUCAUCGUCGCAGUCAGUCUGGUGGAGCUGGCAUUAGCAGAUGUUGUUGGCUUUCCUGCGCUGCGCUGCUUCAAGUUGAUGCGGGGGCUGAGACUGGCCCGGUGGUGGCCCACUCUCCACAUGUUGAUGAAGAUUAUCUGGACUUCGGUCAGCGCCCUGAGGAACCUGACUCUUGUUCUGCUCAUCAUGGUCUUCUUGUUCACUGUUGUCGGCACAAAGCUGUUCCAGGACGACUACAGAGACCACGUCUGCUCCAUCAUGAUGACCUGUGAGCUUCCUCGCUGGCACAUGCACAACUUCUUCAACACCUUUAUUCUCAUCUUCAGGCUCCUCUGUGGAGAGUGGAUCGAGACGCUGUGGGACUGCAUGGAGGUCUCGGGUCAGACCACGUGUCUGAUCUUCUUCAUCGUGGUCUUCGUCACCAUAAACCUGCUGGUCCUGCAUCUCUUCUUGGCCUUGUUUCUAAGCUCGAUCAGAGGUGAUUAUCUUGUGGCUCCAAUAGAAAAAGGAGGAAACAACCUGAAAAUCGCCAUAGACCAGAUCAAAGCAGGUGUGGCCUGGAUCCUGGAACAUUUCUGGACUUUGCUAGGGAAGAAGAACCCUGUCAACUCACACCACAAAGUGGUCAACGGGAAGGAAAACAGUAAGGAGUACCUGGGCUUGACCUUAGUGACCUCAGACCAGCCGCUGUCAGAGAGCAAGGUCCGUGGUAAUAACUAUGGCAACAAGACCAGCGAGUGCCACAACAGCGCCUCCUGCAGGGUUCCUGUUGCCGAAGCCGAGGUCGACCUCAAGAUGUCUGAAAGUGAAGAAGAGAAGCACAAAGAUGAAGACAGUGAGACUCAUCGAGGAAACACACCUGAAGACUGCUGCUGUUACAGUUCGUUCCUGGAUGUGGACGCGUCCCAGACCAAAGGGAGGGUCUUGUCUAACUUCAGAAGAGCCUGUUUCUCCAUCGUACAACACAAACUCUUUAAGGCGUUCAUCAUCUUCAUCAUCGUCCUGAGCAGCGCAGCUCUGGUGUUUGAAGACAUCCACCUGCAGCAGCAUCCGGUCAUAUCAAUGGUUCUGGACAAAGCAGACCAGGUGUUCACCCUCCUGUUCCUGCUGGAGAUGCUUCUCAAGUGGAUCGCCUGUGGAUUCAAGAAGUACUUCACUAGCGCCGGGUGCUGGCUUGACUUCCUCAUCUUGGCCGUAUCUCUGAUGUCACUGACCCAAGGCAUGCUGGGAUACUCUGAACUGGGAGCAGGCCUGUCUCUGAGGACGCUGAGAGCUCUGAGGCCCCUGAGGGCACUGUCUCGCUUUCAGGGCCUGAGGGUGGUGCUGAAGGCCCUGGCAGCAAGCGUCCCGUCCAUGUUCGACGUGCUGCUGGUGUCCGUGUUCGUCUGGUUUCUCUUCAGCGUCGUUGGAGUGAAUCUGUUCGCGGGAAAGUUCUCGUACUGUUUCAAUGAGACAUCAGAAGAAUUUUUCUUACCUGAGCAGGUGAACAACAAGAGCGAGUGUUUGUUUCUGAUGCAGGAAAACUUCACUGAUGUCCGCUGGAAGAAGAUGAAGGUACACUAUGACAACGUGGCAGCAGGUUACCUGUCACUGCUGCAAGUGGCGACAUUUCAUGGCUGGAUGGACAUAAUGUACUCAGCAGUGGACUCCAGUGAGGUGGAGUCUCAGCCGGUGUAUGAGUCCAACAUCUACAUUUACCUGUACUUCGUCUGUUUCAUCAUCAUCGGCUGCUUCUUCACCUUCAACCUCUUCAUCAGAGUCUUCAUCAACACGCUGCACCAGCUGAGACACAAGUUUGGAGGGAAACGUGUUUUCAUGACGGACGAGCAGCAGAACUUCUCCAGGUCCAUGAAGAAACUGUUCAACAAACCUCAGAAACGUGUCCCACGACCUCAGAACCAGUGCCAGGCUCGGCUCUUUGACCUGGUGACCACUCGUUCUUUUGAGGUGGUCAUUGGGGCGUUGAUCUGCCUGAACAUAGUGACCAAAAUGGUAGAGACGGACCAGCAGAGCCACGAGACAGAAGCCAUUCUGUACUGUAUCAACUUCAUCUUCAUCAUCAUCUUUUUCAUUGAGUUCCUCCUGAAGAUCGUCGCGCUCAGACGGCACUACUUCUCCCACUGCUUGAACAUUCUGGACUUCACGGCCAUUUUCAUAACCAUUGUAGGUUUCUUCUUCAAUGACCUCAUCGAAAAGUAUUUUGUCUCACCGAGUUUCGUCAUUCUUCUCCGAUUGGGUCGUUUUGGUCGGAUCAUCCUUCUCGUUCGCUGUUUCCAGGGGUUCCGGAAGUUACUUGUGGCCUUUAUGAUGUCACUUCCUGCCCUCUUCAACAUUUUGCUCCUCCACUUUCUCUUCAUGUUCACCUACUCCAUCUUUGGCAUGUUUAGCUUUGCCCAUGUGAAGAGGGAAGCCCAGAUUGACGACAUGAUGAACUUCGAGACGUUUGUGAACAGUAUAAUCUGCAUGUUGAUGGUCACCACGACAGCCGGAUGGGACGGUCUACUGAUUCCCUUCCUGAAUACGCCUCCUGACUGUGACCCGGAUGGGGAGAACCCAGGAUCGAGUGUCAAAGGGAACUGUGGCAACCCGACAGUGGGCAUCGUCUUCUUCACCUCCUACAUCACCCUGUCCCUCCUGCUGGUCGUCCUCCUGUACAUUGCUGUCUUCCUGGAGACCUUCAACGAGGACGAGCCCGAGCAGCCGAGUGACGACGACUUGCAGAUGUUUUAUAAAACCUGGAGGAAGUUUGAUGCUGACGCCUCACAGGUGAUACAGUACAGUCAGCUGUCAGACUUCUGCGACUCUCUGGAGGAUCCUCUGAGGAUUCCCAAACCAAACAGCAUCAAGCUGAUCCACAUGGAUCUGCCUCUGCUUCCUGGAGACAAGAUUCACUGUGUGGACAUCCUGCUGGCUCUCACUGCACAGGUGUUCGGUGAUUCAGGACAGAUGGACACUCUCAAAGCCAAAAUGGAGGAGAAGUUCAUGACCAACAACUUGUCCAAGUUGUCGUACGAACCAAUCAGCAGCACCGUGAAGAGGAAACAGGAGGAGGUUGCGGCGACAGUGAUUCAGAAAGCGUACAGGAAGCACCUCCUGCAGGACAGAGAUCCUGAGCAGCCGAUGGCCGAGCCUGCCGGUGUUGCUGCAGGUGUUUAAGGCUCCUCCCUCCUUCCUCCACUCCACAACCUUGACUUCCUGCCAGAUGAGAAGUUGAGGCAGUUUGUCGUCUGAUGAUGUAAUGCCUCACUUUUGUCCGGUUUUGUAGAUACUGACUCUGAUGCUCUUCUUCUGAUGUUUUAUCACAGUCUUCGUGUUCAGUUUUUCAUCAUCUGACAGACAUCAGUCUUUGAUAUUAAACAAUAAUCCAGAUAAAUAAUCCAAUAACACUUACUAACUAACUGAGGGUGGCUGUGGCUCAGGAGUCACCUGAUCCACAGUGUUUCUUUUAACUCAGAGCAACUUUGAUGUGACAAUAUUCACAAACUGACAUACCAGGUAUUCGGCUAACACAUUGCUAACAUGUGAACAGUCACAAUGCUAACGUGCUAAUGUUUUGCAGGUAUGAAUUUUACCAUGUUCACAAUCUUAGUUUCAUGUAGUGGCAUUCAAACAGGAGCUAAGAAGAGUUGAGGCUGAUGGGAAUAUCAUUCUCUUCAGAUGUUAUUACAGUUCAUCCAUAACACAUUUUCCCUAAGUUGUUGAGAUGCUUCAGUCUGGACAAAAGAGGUGACUGACUUUACCUGGAUAAAAACAUGCUAACGUGGCUAAAGUCAAACAGGUCAAAGAUCCAGCAUGAAAAAUAAACCUGGGACUCAUCAGAUCUCACUGAAUCUCGUUUGGUGCAACUCGGACAUAUAAACAUAUUAAGUUUGUUUCUUAUCAGACUGACUAAAAGAU
Molecule: messenger RNA, 5901 nt
Organism: Scophthalmus maximus (turbot)
Lineage: Eukaryota; Metazoa; Chordata; Actinopteri; Pleuronectiformes; Scophthalmidae
Product: sodium channel protein type 4 subunit alpha B-like
Exons: 31
Coding region: 199-5160 (1653 amino acids)
Biological process (GO): membrane depolarization during action potential; sodium ion transmembrane transport; neuronal action potential
Cellular component (GO): voltage-gated sodium channel complex; axon; plasma membrane
Molecular function (GO): calcium ion binding; voltage-gated sodium channel activity
Source: RefSeq, a predicted model, not a curated record